This is a messenger RNA of Budorcas taxicolor (takin), 1620 nucleotides long. RefSeq names its product F-box and leucine rich repeat protein 8 (gene FBXL8). Gene Ontology annotation, biological process: SCF-dependent proteasomal ubiquitin-dependent protein catabolic process. Gene Ontology annotation, molecular function: protein binding. NCBI's taxonomy places the organism in Eukaryota, Metazoa, Chordata, Mammalia, Artiodactyla, Bovidae. The record is from RefSeq and is a predicted model, not a curated record. Bases 160 to 1284 code for a protein of 374 amino acids. The transcript is spliced from 3 exons. Gene Ontology annotation, cellular component: SCF ubiquitin ligase complex.
GCGCAGGGGCGGCACCCCAGUCCGAGCCGCCCCGUCCGUCCCGGCGUCCCGCCCCCCGGGUUCCCCGCGGUUCCUUCCCGCCACCGUCCUCUGCGGCCAGUACCCAGCCUCUGGGCAAAGCCCACCCGAUCCGCUGCGCAGGGGGGCCCCCACCUGGCCAUGGCCGAGCCUGGAGAACAGCUGCCGGAGGAGGUGCUGGUGCUCAUCUUCCGCCACCUGCCCCUGCCUGACCGCGCUGCUGCAGCGAGGGUCUGCAGAGCUUGGGCUGCCGCUGCCACCUGCAGCGCUGUGUGGCACGACACGAGCAUCAGUUGCGAUUGUGAGCUGGAAGGCAUGCUGCCGCCGUAUCUGUCCGCCUGCCUUGACCACGUUCAGAAUCUAUGGCUGGAAUUUGAGCCGUCGAGAAAGUCGAGUCGCCGGGCGGCCACAGACUUACUGGCUGCACUGGCGGGCCGUACCCCCGGGCUGCGAGGCCUGUGCCUGGAAUGCCGUGGAGAAAAGCCGCUCUUCGACGCCGGCCGCGACGUCCUGGACGCGGUACACGCCCUCUGUGGGGCGGCCCGCGCGCUGCGCCACCUCGACCUGCGGCGCCUGCCCUUCUCACUGGACGACGCGCUGGUGCUGCAGGUGGCACAUGGCUGUCCGGAGCUCCGCAGCCUUUUUCUGGAUAACAGAACGCUGGUGGGCAGCGUAGGACCGGGGUCCGUGCUCGAGCUACUAGAGGCCUGUCCCUGCCUGCGCGCCCUUGGCCUGCACCUGGCCAGCCUGUCGCGCACCGCGCUCGAGGCACUGGCGGCGCCAGAGCGCGCGCCUUUCGAGCUCCUCGCCCUGCGGUGCGCGUGUCCGGAAGACGCACGCGCGCGCCCCCUGCCUGAUGAAGCCUGGGCCGCGUUGAGCCGCCGCCACCCGGGACUGGAGGUAGAGCUGGAGCUAGAGCCGGUGCUGCCUGCAGAGAGCGUGACGCGCGUCCUGCAGCCGGCCGUACCGGUGGCUGCGCUGCGCCUCAGCCUCUCUGGGGACACCGUAGGCCCAGUGCGCUUCGCGGCGCGCCACUACGCCGCAACAUUGCGCGCGCUUGAGGUGCGCGCCGCCGCCUCGGCCGAGCUGGACGCCGCACUGGAGGAGCUGGCAGCUCGCUGCGCGGGCCUGCGCGAGGUGCACUGCUUCUGCGUGGUGCGACCUUCCGUGCUGCACGCCUUCCGCGCGCGCUGCCCGCGCCUGCGCAGCUACACGCUCAAGCUAACGCGGGAGCCCCAUCCCUGGCGGCCCACGCUUGUGGCGUGAUGGGACAAACGCUCUUUCCGCUCCCUGCGGACGUGUGUCCUCUGAAAUGCUGCGUGGGUUUGCCCAGGGGCGGGCCAGCUGCCCGCCCUCUCCUCUGUUACUCUUGCCUCUUGUCCCUCUCGAGGACUGGAGCUUAUGGAGUGGCGUUGGUACCGGUCCAGGGCACCCUGAGCCCACUCGUUGCUUUCAACAUCUGCAGACACUCACUGUCCCUGCAGUACACAGAUCACCCUUCUCCAAUCCCAGUCCUCUGCAAACGUGUCGCUAGCUCGGCGGCCCUGGCGUGGGGGGAGGGAGGGCACUGGCUCAAGUUGUGCCUCAGGGGGUGUAUUAGUG